UACUAUACUGGUGAGUAGAAAGGUACUUGGACGCCUCGAGAGUAUAGCGUUUCGGGUUAACUUCUUCGACCAUGAGCUACAAUGGUAGUAUUGAACUUCUCCCUUACGCCUGAGACGGCCGCCAGGGUUCACGAUGUUCUCGUAUGUUUGGGCAAAUUCAGCGACACUGUCGCUUUCGAGGCACGGAAGGAAAGGCUCACACUCACUGCUUUGAAUUCUUCGAAAUCAGCAUAUGCCUCAUUCACAUUGGACGCAACCAGAUGUUUCGAGUCCUAUGAAUUCAACACCUCACAAAGCGGUUCAGAUGGCCGCUUCACUUUUCGCAUGUACUCCAAAGCCUUGCUAUCCGUCUUCAAGGGACGACUGUACGAUCCCUUGGGCAGAGACGGCGCUAUUGAUCGCUGCGAAGUCAGCAUCCAGGACCGUCCCGAUGAGACGCACUGCCGAUUCAUUGUCAAGAUGAUCUGCAAUCAAGGAGUUGUCAAGACUUACAAGUUGACUUAUGAGUCUGUCGAGGUCAUGCAUGCGCUUUUCGAUGCCAACGCUGCCAAAAAUCGUUGGCGUAUCAACUCGGGUGUGCUCAGGGAAUACAUCGAGUAUUUUGGCACAAAGACCGAGAUGCUUGACAUCUUCGCAGGCGAGGACGGCCGUGCUGUCUUCAAAAGCUAUACCGAGAAGAUCACGAACGGGAAAGAAAUUUUGAAACAUCCGCUUGUGACCGCAGUUGCCGUAAAUACCAGUGACUUUGCAGAGUUCGAUGUACAACCAGGACUGCAUAUCAUCAUCAGCGUCAAAGAUUUCAAAGCGAUUGUCACGCAUGCAGACACCCUUAAAUCAGAUCUCAGAGCGAACUACUCAGUGCCAACACGACCUUUGAAAUUCUGGUAUGGCAAUGAGCAUGGUAUAUUGGGCGAGUUCACACUCAUGACCUCUGGUGACUACCAGGGUGGUGCAACUCCUACCCCUAUUCCUCAGCAAAUGCCUAGCCGUGCAGCGUCCCGGGCACAUUCUGCUUCGGUGGACAAUAGAAGCUUCCGCUCAGACCGAUCUGAAAUGCCACCACCGAGUGAGCCUGCAUCCCGACUCUCUGCACGGCGUCGCGCAACUGCAGCGAGGCGACAAGCGUCUCCUAAGCCUGUGGAAUCUAAUCCGGAUAGCCUCUUCGUGAAUGAUGAGGAAGAAGAUGCACAGUGGGAACCUGUCGACUACAACGAAGAAGAGGAAACGCUAGGUUGGGACGCAAGCACUGAAAAUGCAAACACAGUUUUUCCAACCUUCAGAGAUAGCGGUACACUAUCGCGAACUGAGACCGAAGAUGAGAAUGUUGAAGCGGUCGCACCCACUCAGAGGGUGUCUCAGGUUCAGGGUCUGUGGUGACCUUCGAGUCCUCCUUUUCUGACUUGUCUCAUGUUGCAAGCAUUAGAAUAUGUAGAUCUAGCUUCCGAAAUGAAAAUCCUUAGAUAAAGCACAAUAAUCAAGUGUAAGAUGCAUCGCUUGUUGCAAGCGACUACACAGUAUGUAAGAACGCAUGUCAGUGAGAGUAAGAGGUCGCGAAC
Molecule: messenger RNA, 1556 nt
Organism: Aaosphaeria arxii CBS 175.79
Lineage: Eukaryota; Fungi; Ascomycota; Dothideomycetes; Pleosporales
Product: DNA repair protein Rad9
Exons: 2
Coding region: 82-1377 (431 amino acids)
Biological process (GO): mitotic intra-S DNA damage checkpoint signaling; cellular response to ionizing radiation; DNA repair
Cellular component (GO): checkpoint clamp complex
Source: RefSeq, a predicted model, not a curated record